Messenger RNA from Saprolegnia parasitica CBS 223.65, 1508 nucleotides. RefSeq lists its product as hypothetical. The record is from RefSeq and is a predicted model, not a curated record. NCBI's taxonomy places the organism in Eukaryota, Oomycota, Saprolegniomycetes, Saprolegniales, Saprolegniaceae. Bases 29 to 1465 code for a protein of 478 amino acids. Gene Ontology annotation, cellular component: endoplasmic reticulum; COPII-coated ER to Golgi transport vesicle. The transcript has 5 exons.
GAGUCAAUUCCACACCGCCGGUUCCACGAUGGCUCCCCGCUUCGACUUCUUCCGGAAGAUUCCCGAAGACCUCCAGACGUCGUCGGGCACGAGCGCCUUCUUCACGAUCACGACCGUCGUCGUCAUGUUGUACCUCAUCGUCGCCGAGUAUGCGGCUUACCUCGCGUCGUCGUCACGCACCGUUUCGCGGGUGGUCAUGGAUUCGCACCAGGAAGAUCUCUUGCGCAUCAACUUCAACAUCUCACUGACGUCGAUCCCGUGUCAUCACGUCUCCGUGGACGUGUCGGACCACAUGGGACAGCGCUUCGCCAACAUCACGCGUCACAUCCGCCGCUUCGAACUUACUGACGAAGGCGGCAGCACUGUGCGCGGCGAAGAAGUUCUCAUGGCCGACCCUAACUCCGUUCAGCGCUGGGGCGCUGUGACUCACGAGCUCCAUGACGGCGAGACCAUCACGCCGAGCCUCAACGACGCCACGUUCGACGAAUUCAUGGCCAAGUACGAACUCGUGCUCGUCAACUACUACGCCCCAUGGUGCCCGUUCUCGCAGGCGCUGCUGCCGAUUUGGGAACAAACAGCGCUUCAACUGCAGGACCACCCCGAAUACAGCGAGCGCGUUACGAUGGCGCGUGUCGACUGCACCCAAGACAACGCCGUUAGCCUCUGCCGCCGCGCUCGUAUCCACGCCUUUCCGUCCAUGAUGAUAUACAUGUACGGCCACACGUUCACGCGGUACAUUUACAACGGCCCUCGGAAUGCCGAAUCGCUGCUUCUGUUUUUGGACCUCUUUUACCGCCGCUUGAACCCGGAUGGCGACUUUGCUGAAGAGGUGAUCCCUGAGUUUGGUGACCUCCUGCGCUUGGCGGCACCGCAAAACGAGGACCAUGACCAUGACCACGAAGGCUGCGAGCUUUCGGGCUCGAUUGCAGUCCAGCGAGUGCCCGGCAAGCUCGUCUUCUACCCGUACUCUGGUGACCAGUCGUUUGAUAUGCGCGACAUCAACGUCACACACACGAUCAACCAUUUCUCGUUUGGGCAGUGGAAGUCGACGGAGCAGCGCAUGAACAACCCGCGCGCUGUGCUCUCGACGCAUUACCCGAUGGACGCGAAGCACUACCGCGCGCUUGACAGCAACAUUACCAUCGAGCACUACAUCAAGAUUGUUGGCGUCGACCAUAUGGACACAAUCUCGUUCUUGCACCAGAUUCCAGAGCGCAUGUACGAGUUCUCUGCCAGCAGCAACCAGUACAACGCGACCAACCAAGUGCCUGCGGCUCUCUUCACGUACGACUCAUCGCCGCUCGUGAUUGAGCUCUACACUCAAAGCAUGCCAUUCUUCCGCUUCCUCACGUCCCUCUGCGCGAUUGUUGGCGGCGUCUACACAGUCCUCGGCCUCGUCGACGCGGGUGUCUUCCACGCCGUCACGUCCGUCCAGCGUAAGGCCAAGCUCGGCAAGCUCAUCUAAGCGUAGCGCGUCACAACUAUAUAAGCAAUAGACUUAGCGUGCG